CGUUAGUAUCGUAAUAACACGCUGACCAUACCAUACUAUCGGUCGUAUCAAGCUACAUGAGGUUUUAAUGGAUUGAGAAAUGGCCAUUGUGUUUACGAAUUGUAUAUUUUCAUCCAUUUAAUGGUGAAAUUAUUAUUGAGCGUUAGUCAUUGAGAGAGUAGAAGACUCGUGGCUUUAGGGUAUUGGCUUUAGCUGUGAAAAUUCUCUCGUCUACUAAACGUUCUUUAUGUCGUUGCUCGAUACAACAGCGACUCGUCUCUCUUGAUGUUGUACAAACGCCGUGUAUAAGGAGUUUAGAAAUGGCAAGACACGAGGAUGAUAUAUUGAUAAUUCGAGAGAAUCCAAAUACAGACCAUUACGAUGUUGUGUGGAAACCUCGGAGGAAUUUUCCCUCCAAGGACUAUCUUCCCAGGCGAAAACCGCCAAAGAUUGAAAACACCUUCAAGUCUGUUAACGAUGCUACAGGCAAAAAUAAAAACGUACGAAAGGAUGAGGCAAUAGAUUACUCAUAUAUUGACGAAUAUUGUAAGGUAUCGGGUGCCAUCAAGCCCGAAGAUGACACUUCAAGACCUGGAGAACUAAAAACAAAUACGACCGCCGAAUUCGGUCGACAAAAGGUGUCCUUUGAGAAAUUUUUAAAACAAACUAUUGGCGGUGUAAAUAGCAGUGAACAUGAUACGCUCACAGUACAACCCACUGUCGGUGAUAACCGCAAAUGUCAAAAAGUUCAAUCCUCUAAUACAUACAGGAAUGUUAGAGAAUAUGAUGAGAAUAGUUUAUUACAAGACUAUUGCUUGGAAGAAGAUGUUUCCUUGAACUGUUGUGGAUGUAAUGUGGAAACGACGGUAGAUGUUUGCACUUGUAUGUGGUGUGUGAAAGGUGUAUUUUAUCAUUGUACCAAGGACUCAGAUGAUGUUUUAGAUCAUCCAUGCUCUUGCUCGCCUGUCAAUGUUGGUUGCUGUACCAGAUGGGGUAUUAUGGGAUUGCUGUCACUACUUUUCCCUUGCUUACUGUGUUAUCCGGGGGCAAAAAUUUGUACCGGGGUUUGUAGAAGUUACAAAGAAGGCGAAAUGAAACGAAAGCAACGUCGUAACCGAACUACACAACAUCAGAGAGCUGAAAGGUGAUGUUUUUUUUUUAAAUACUUUACCUGUUCCUUGUGGCGGCUAUUUUCACUGAGUUUGAGCGUAUAUCUUCUCAGCCUGACCUUUGCAUGUUUGAAUGUGAAAUCUGUUAUACAGUAUAUGAAUUCUAGAGUGGCAAAUGUCACAUAUACAAUGUACAUAGAUUGAUAGGAAUUUAUAAUUGCGAACUCCUCAUCUCAUAUAAAUAUUUAUUACUGCCUGUAAAUAUUAUAUUUGUGAAUUUCACACGAUGUCAAUUUGUGGAA
Molecule: messenger RNA, 1390 nt
Organism: Xenia sp. Carnegie-2017
Lineage: Eukaryota; Metazoa; Cnidaria; Anthozoa; Malacalcyonacea; Xeniidae
Exons: 2
Coding region: 300-1127 (275 amino acids)
Biological process (GO): negative regulation of MAP kinase activity; animal organ development; negative regulation of fibroblast growth factor receptor signaling pathway
Cellular component (GO): cytosol; membrane
Source: RefSeq, a predicted model, not a curated record